Molecule: messenger RNA, 2628 nt
Organism: Cordyceps fumosorosea ARSEF 2679
Lineage: Eukaryota; Fungi; Ascomycota; Sordariomycetes; Hypocreales; Cordycipitaceae
Product: frequency clock protein
Exons: 2
Coding region: 1-2628 (875 amino acids)
Biological process (GO): regulation of DNA-templated transcription; circadian rhythm
Cellular component (GO): nucleus; cytoplasm
Source: RefSeq, a predicted model, not a curated record
AUGGAUGUCGACCCUCCAUUCUUUCAAAAGAGUUCUGGAUCAUCCACUGAAGACAGAGUUGGCUACAAGGGCUUGGUUAUACCUACAAUUCUUCAACCACAACAACAAGAAACUCAAAGCAGCAGUGCCGACGACUACCGUAGCGUCAUUGAUGAUUUAACAGUCGAGAUCCAAAAGCUCAAGGAUGAGCUGAAACGAUACAAGCAACGUGGACCUGAUACGCUACGUAAGGAGCAGCUCUUCGAGAUCAAGUUCCACGGCCUGCCCAAGCGCAAGAAGCGCGAACUGGAGGCAACGCUUCGGGAGUUCGCUGCCAACUUGGAAAACUCUCCUACCGUCUCAUCAUCACAGCAGAAGAAGUCAUCGCACAACAAGCUACAUUCUGGCUCCGGCUCCAAGCAUGCCUCUUCCUCCUCAGGCUCCAAUCUUCGCCAAAUCGACUCGGCCUAUGCCUCCAUGUCAACGGGCGCGAAUUCCUCGGGCGUAUCAAUUGGACGUCACACCAGCAACCAGACAGGCAUCAGAUCAUCUGAACAAAAGGUGGAGAGCUAUCUUCGAGACAUUCCCGAGGGCCUCUACCCCAAGCAUGUUGCCAUGACAGACAAGGAUAGAAAGAAGGUCGUUGUUCGCCGACUCGAGCAUCUCUUUACUGGAAAGAUUAAUGGACGCCAAGUUCGCCGGCAACUGCCUCUGCAUACAAUGCUUCAACAUCCUCAAAUCUCUGCGUCAUUGGCCCCACCCCCUGCUCCCAUACUCACACCGGAAGCCGUACAGGUUGCUCAAGCUCCUGCAAAAAUCCAGCAGACGACUGGUAAGGCUGAGCCUUCCCGUGAGGCGCGCAUUCUCCCACCAGGAAGCUCGAAUAAAAAGAGCCAAUCCCGAGAUAAUGGUUCUGCCUCAAACUCGAAUGGAGAUCAGACGGAAACCACAGGCAAUGGCAACGGCAGCGGUAACAACGCCUCCCCGCCAGAACCAUCACCCCCGGAGCAACGACCAACCCGGCCAAACGACCUAGAUCCUGACCGCGCUCAAAUUCCUGCUGAAAACAUGGAAUAUAUUCGACACUUGGGAUUGGUCGCACCCGAAUUACUACCUGAUGCUACGCACGAGGCUCCGGACGUUUCCCCUGACGCCGAGGGCUGGGUGUAUUUGAACUUGCUCUGCAAUCUGGCGCAGCUGCACAUGAUCAAUGUUACUCCUGACUUUGUUCGUGCUGCCGUUUCAGAGAUCAGUACUAAGUUCCAGCUUUCGCCUGAUGGUCGCAAGAUCCGAUGGCGUGGUGGCUCAGAGGGGACGAAGCUUACGAGCGACAGCUCUGCCGACAGCUCUCAGAAAAGCGACCGUUGGAGUGGCGGUGGCUCCAAGGAAGCGAAAAAGUCGAAGCGCAAGCGACAGAAGACCGGACACUCUACUGGUGACUCUGGUAGUUCUAGCAAGGACACGUCGAAGUUUGGCCCAGCUACAUCGUCGGACAGCUUCCAUUAUAAGCCUCUCUUUGUUCGACAAGACUCCCCAAACGGUAUUGCCUCGUUUGACGAUACUUUGUCAUCAUUUGGUCCGGUUGAAGAUAGCAACUUGGGUGAAUCACGAUACAAUAUGAGUGGCUCCGGCUCAUGGAAUCGAAAGAAGCGUCGCCGUGACGGUGCUGUUAUUUACUAUAGCGGUGCGCCUUUCUGCACUGAUCUGUCGGGCGACCCUGGUGAUACUUCGCCAGCCACGUACAUGAUGUCUAGCGGACAGGACGCGACGGAAAGCUCGACGCAAGCGCACCGGCCCUUGUUGUACCGAUCUCCAUCGGGGUCAAAUAUUGGCAUCCGACCGCUCAGCCACCCAAUUCCCCUUGCUUCCACGGAUGUACCCAUGAAGACCGACGACGACGAGGACCCACCUGGGUUCGCCACGGACUCGGGCGAGGAGACCAGCGACGCCGACAUGGAUUUUGGCUGGUCUGACGAGGCUCAGUACCUUGAGGUACAUCCGCUCGAGCCUUGUGGACUAGGCGGUGUACUGCCAGACGAUCACUUUAUGGUGGUUGUGACUACAAAGAGGCCAAAGGUGGACGCGCCAGGAGCGACAAAGAAGUAUGACGUAGGAAACUGGUCAGAAGCCACUGACAAUAUCAUUGUCAGACUAGCCUCCAUGUCGACGUCGUCGCCGGUGCCACCGCAGUCACGAUUUCCGUCGCGAUCCAGCUCACCUGGCGUGGAAAUCGAAUACACUUCAGGCCGGAUCAAGAGACUGGCACCUGUGCCGCUACCACCUCCGGUGAUUUUCUUCCCGCCGUUCAGCAGUGACGACUCGUACUCGUACGGUGAUUUGUCAGACUCGGAGCAGCAGUCACAAUCGAUGCCGUUGAUCUCGGAGGGUCUUGCGAGCCGGCGAUGCCUGGAGCAAUCGGACGACUAUCCGGAUGGUGUGGAUCUGAGCAGCGGCGAUGAGGAGGGCGACGACCCCGACGAUGAAUCUGGAGCGGAAAGGAUGUAUGACCGAUCGCCUAGCGAUCAAGUACCCGACAUGAUUCCGCGGGACCGAAUCCCGCGACACUCGAUUGGGAGUUCGGUGGCUGCCGCGGGGACGCCGAGAGGGCGGACCAAGAGUGCGUCCAGCAGCGACGACGAAGAGGAGUGA